AUGCCAAUCCAACACCUGCCGUGCAGCAGACCGGGUUCCGCAUGGCGCAUGGAGCGCAUGGGCCCAGUGGCAGGUCUUCACAAGGCCUGGGUGAACCUCAUCCAGAUGGAUGGGAAGCCUCCCUGGCGAUGGACCUCAGGAUACCGAUGGCUGUGUUGGGACUUUGACCAGCAGGUCCUCUACUACACCCUCACCUCCUCGGGACACGCGAUGUGCCAACCUGUGUUGUUCAGAGAGAUCCAGCCAGCGAUGGUGGACAAGGACCAACAUGGGCCAAAACGUCGAGCGUCGGCAGCUUGGGCGGUCUGCCGCCCCGAGUUCCGUGUGACCCUGGAGCUCAGAGCUUGGUCAGCCACGCUCGUGGUCCUGGACGCUGCAGAGCAGCGCCGCUGCCAACAGCUGCUGGCAGCGGCUGCAGGUAGAAGUGAGAGGCUUGGCAGAUCAACGUCGAACUGCUCAACGACGGCGUCAAGUGCCAGCCUACAUGAGAUAGGCUGUGCACCCGCCCGCUGCUCAGCCCCGGAAGUGGGCUCAGGGGGCUUUGGGCGCCCUUCCCUGCAGCGGGAUUCUAGGGAACAUCACGUCAAAUGGACAUCUUUCACGAAGGCUUGUGGCAUGACCGCGGAUGAACGGAAGCAUGCUGACCUAUUGCUGAUCCAUUCCAAGGUUUGGAGCACAUGCCGCACACGCCGCGCGGCAGGCGAAGCAUCGGUGAUGCAGAUGAGCCCCGAGGAGCGGCGGAGAAUAGAUCUGAAGCUGCUGGAGCAUUCUGCGUGA
Molecule: messenger RNA, 777 nt
Organism: Durusdinium trenchii
Lineage: Eukaryota; Dinophyceae; Suessiales; Symbiodiniaceae
Source: the annotation of a GenBank genome assembly